Molecule: messenger RNA, 7539 nt
Organism: Mus caroli (Ryukyu mouse)
Lineage: Eukaryota; Metazoa; Chordata; Mammalia; Rodentia; Muridae
Source: RefSeq, a predicted model, not a curated record
UGUGCAGGGCCCCGGGCCCGUGGCGCGGUGGCGCUUUCAAAAGGCGAUUUGUUGGCCAGGCUGAGGCUCAUUUCCAUGCAAAGCGCCUGACAUCAGAGCACCUUUUGUUGCUAAACGCUUUCUUGAGCCUGGAGGGGAGGGAGUCAUGUGGAGUUGGAAGAGCUCAUUCUUAAGAGAGGGGUCCAGGACUAACUAGCCCGGGUCCACAGGCGUCACUGUCCCCUGCCCAGCCUUACACAAACUCUCCAGUAGAGGCGAGUCGUGUGCCACCCGUAGCCGGUCCCCGAAACAGGACGCAGCACCCGUGCGGUGUGGCUCCUGUUUCCCUGGUCCCGUGAACUCCCCGCCGCAGACAGUGUUGUGGACUCCGCUCCAGCUACCCUGUUGCUGCGCCCGGCCGGGCUAGGAAAAGUUUCUGGAGUUGUCAAUCGCGGUCACCCGGGAUCGAGGUGCCAGUCUAGGCAGUGGUGCUCGUACCCAGAGGAGCCUGGGGCAUGCGACGCGGGGGCGCGGCCCGGUGACGCCGCGGGCGGAGAACUUGCGCCCCGUCUGCCGACGCGCUGCUGCGAGCCGUGGGCAGCGCGGGGACCCGGACACACGGGGACGCGGCCAUGGAGGAGGACGCGGGAGCUGCUAGCCCGGCGCCGGAGCCCGAGCCUGAGCCGGAGGUGGAUCCUGCCCGGGAGCUGGAGCCCGAGGCCGGUGUCUCUGAGUCAAUCUCCCGCCUCUGGACCGACGUGAUGGGCAUCCUGCCCUUCAGGACCUCCUGGGUCUUGCUCCUCCCUGCAGUAGUGGCCCAGGAUGGUUCCCUGGGAAACAUUGACGACCUGGCACAGCAGUAUGCAGAUUACUACAAUACCUGCUUUUCUGAUGUGUGUGAGCGGAUGGAGGAGCUCCGGAAACGCCGUGUCUCCCAGGACCUGGAUGUGGAGAAACCCGACGCCAGCCCCACGUCACUUCAGCUGCGGUCCCAGAUCGAAGAGUCUCUAGGCUUCUGCAGCGCCGUGUCAACACCAGAAGUGGAAAGAAAGUACCCUCUCCAUAAAUCAAACUCAGAAGACGGCUGUGUAGGCAAAGGAGAUUGGAAGAAGAAAAACAAAUACUUCUGGCAGAAUUUCCGAAAGAACCAAAAAGGAAUAAUGAGACAGACUUCCAAAGGAGAAGAUGUGGGCUAUGUAGCCAGCGAGAUUACGAUGAGUGACGAGGAGCGGAUCCAGCUGAUGAUGAUGGUCAAGGAGAAGAUGAUCACCAUUGAAGAAGCGCUCGCCAGGCUGAAGGAAUAUGAGGCCCAGCACCGUCAGUCAACCACCUUGGACCCCGCAGACUGGCCUGAUGGCUCCUACCCGACACUGGAUGGCUCCUCCACCUGCAACUCAAGAGAGCAGUCGGAUGAUGACACAGAGGAUUCGGUGAAGUUUAAGAGGUUGCACAAGCUGGUAAACUCUACUCGAAGAGUCAGAAAGAAACUCAUUAGGGUGGAAGAAAUGAAAAAGCCCAGCACAGAAGGUGGAGAGGAACAUGUAUUUGAGAAUUCCCCAGUCCAAGAUGAAAGAUCUGCACUCUACUCUGGAGUGCACAAAAAGCCAUUUUUCUAUGAUGGCUCUCCUGAGAAACCUCCAGAAGAUGAUGCAGACUCUCUCACCCCAUCUCCAUCAUCCAGCAGCCUGGAUACGUGGGGAGCUGGCCGGAAGUUGGUCAAAACCUUCAGCAAAGGAGAGAGUCGGGGCCUGAUUAAGCCCCCUAAGAAGAUGGGGACAUUCUUCUCCUAUCCAGAAGAAGAGAAGGCCCAGAAAGUGUCCCGCUCCCUCACAGAGGGGGAAAUGAAGAAAGGUCUUGGGUCUUUGAGUCACGGGAGAACCUGCAGUUUUGGUGGAUUCGACCUGACAAACCGUUCUCUGCAUGUUGGCAGUAAUAAUUCUGACCCCACGGGUAAAGAGGGAGAUUUUGUGUACAAAGAAGUCAUCAAAUCCCCUUCUGCCUCCCGCAUCUCUCUCGGGAAAAAGGUGAGAUCAGUGAAAGAGACCAUGAGGAAGAGGAUGUCUAAAAAAUACAGCAGCCCGGUCUCAGAGCAGGACUCGGGGCUCGAUGGAAUGCCCAGCUCCCCCGCCUCAGGAAAGCCUGACUCUGAACACGCGGACAAGCCUAAGCUCAAAGCCGGAGGCUCUGUGGAAAGCCUUCGGAGUUCUCUGAGUGGCCAGAGCUCAAUGAGUGGUCAGACAGUGAGCACCACUGACUCCUCCACCAGCAACAGGGAGAGUGUCAAGUCCGAAGAUGGGGAUGACGAAGAGCCACCCUAUCGGGGUCCCUUCUGUGGGCGUGCCCGAGUGCACACUGACUUCACCCCCAGUCCCUAUGACACAGACUCUCUGAAGCUCAAGAAAGGAGAUAUCAUUGACAUAAUUAGCAAACCACCCAUGGGUACCUGGAUGGGCCUGCUGAACAACAAAGUCGGCACGUUCAAGUUCAUCUACGUGGAUGUGCUAAAUGAGGAAGAGGAGAAGCCCAAGCGCCCUACCAGGAGGAGGAAGAAGGGAAGACCAUCCCAGCCCAAGUCUGUGGAGGAUCUCCUGGACCGGAUCAACCUGAAAGAACACAUGCCCACAUUCCUGUUCAAUGGCUAUGAAGACCUGGACACCUUCAAACUCCUGGAGGAAGAAGACUUAGAUGAAUUAAAUAUCAGGGACCCAGAACACAGAGCAGUUCUUCUGACAGCGGUGGAGCUGUUACAGGAAUAUGACAGUAACAGCGACCAGUCCGGUUCUCAGGAAAAGCUGCUGGUGGACAACCAAGGCCUGAGUGGACGAUCCCCACGAGACUCUGGAUGCUACGAAAGCAGCGAGAACCUGGAAAACGCCAAAACUCACAGACCCAGCGUUCUGUCUACCAAGUCGUCCACGGAGUCCAACUUAAAGCCUUUCACCAGGGGUCAGCCAGGCAACUACCCGACAUUGCCUUUAAUUAAAUCAGGGGAGGUGCGCAAGCAGGGAGAGGAGGGUAGACUGGGACGAGGUCUAGCCCCGGACACUGUCAAGUGCUGUGACGCGCCCUCUGUGACUGGUUUGAGUAAAAACCGAAGGAGCCUCCCGGUCUCCAUCUGUCGCAGCUGUGAAACCCUGGAGGGUCCUGAGCCCGUGGAAAGUUGGCCCCGAUCCCAUUCCCUGGAUGACCUUCAGGGAGAUGCUGAUGUUGGCAAGAAUGUGCCUACCGAGAUGCCAGAAACCUGUUCUCAGAAUGUACCCGAAGUGCCACAGAAGACGUCUGCCUGCACCUCCAAGGCUCUGCCCCGAGGCCGAGAUCCCACAGCAGAUGCGUUGCUUCUGCCCCAAAGCAAGAGAUUUUCCGACCCCCCGAAAACAAUGGCUAAGAAACUGGAUGGCUCCGUGGUGGCCUCCAACCUUGGGAUAGCUCCUCCUCAGUGUAUACCCAGAGAUUUCGAGGCCCAGCCUCCUGUUAAACCCGGCUUAACAAGGACGUCUCUUGAGGGUCUCAGAAAAGGACAUGAUCACCACCCCCUGGGCACCAAAGAAGGGGUAGACGGGGAGCAGAGCGCCCCUGAGACCAGGACACAGUCCAGACAUCCGUCGCAGCCCCCUCCUGUGCCAGCCAAGAAGAGCCGAGAGCGCCUAGCCAAUGGCCUGCACCUGGUCCCCAGCCCAGAGGCGCCCAUCCUGCCACUGAAGAAGGCCAGCCCCGCCAGCCCAGUCAGUCCCAGCGACUGCCCCUCUCCCCGGGAACCCAGAUCUUCCUCGGGGACUGAGCCGGGCAGCCCAGCCUGUACGAGACCGCCACCCUGGCUGGCUGAGCUGCCCGAGAGCACCAGCCUGCAGGAGCAUGGUGUGAAACUGGGCCCAGUGCUGAGCAGGAAGGUUUCCUGCGUCCGGGGUGUGGACCUAGAGAUGCUCACGGAGAACAAGCUGCAGGCGGAGGGCAUUGACCUCACUGAGGAGCCCUACUCUGACAAGCAUGGCCGUUGUGGGAUCCCUGAAGCCCUGGUACAGAGAUACGCAGAGGACCUAGAGCAGCCUGAGAGGGAUGUUGCCACCAAUAUGGACCAGAUCCGGGUGAAGCUGCUUCGGAAGCAACAUCGGAUGGCGAUCCCGAGUGGUGGGCUGACGGAAAUCUGCAGAAAGCCCCUCUCUCCCGGAUGUGUUGCAUCCGUGUCGGAUUGGCUCAUCUCUAUCGGCCUGCCCAUGUACACGAGCACCCUUUCUGAAGCAGGGUUCAGCACGCUGAGCCAAGUGCCUUCCCUGUCCCACACUGGCCUUCAGGAGGCCGGCAUCACCGAGGAGAGACACAUAAGGAAACUCAUAACCGCAGCCAGACUCUUCAAACUGCCACCAAGCCCUGAGGCUAUGUAGCCAGGCCGGCCGUGGCCCUCCCGAGACAAGAGCCAGCCUCUCACUGUGCUUAGGAAGCCGAUACAAUCCCUCCACAUCUGCUGGGGUUGACCUGAUUGGGAAGAAAAGUACCCGCUCGGGGCUCACGAACUGCAGGAUUGGGACUCAGAACCGAGGACCCUCUCUUCCGGUAAAACCCUCUUUCCCUGCCCCUCAAGGAAAUCGAGGCGGUUCUCUUUGAUGCCCAAAGGCAAGACAAGCACUUAGUUCCGUUUUCAGGCACUGAAGAGCCAAGACACUGCAAACAGUGUGCGUCCAGUCUGUCUUUGUGCUGUCAGAGGGCUAGGAGGACGAGGCAGCCGGCUCGUGUCUGAUCGUGCCCUUGCGCAUCUGUUGGUCACCCGAUGCCCGAGCCCGAUGGGCUUAGCUAGGCCAAAGCAACAGACUCUGGAGUUACUGUAUACUAUUGACCAUGCUCAUUUGUUCAAAAGCUACAACAGCUGACUCUAUCAAGAACAGAACAGUCCUCCUCUCCUGUAGAUAAACGAGAGACAUUUUAAUUGCUUUCUAGCAAUUAGCUUUUAUUUGCCUUAAUAUAAACUUUUAACCAGUUAUCUAUCUAGUGUCCACAACCCUUACUUAACCCUAUUUCCAGAUUUUCAGCUUAGACUGCCAUCUAACGUGUUUGGGAUGUUUCCAGCAAAAAUAGCCUUUUUUUUAAAAAAAAAAAAAAAACAGUCUCAUUCUAACAUGGCUUAUUUUAGAAGGGUGACUACCAGGCACACGUUUCAUGUUGACUUUUAGUUUUUGAACUAACUAUAAAUUUAGUAAAAGUCGGUCGGGACUCACAGAGGGGCACGUGUGUGUGUGUGUGUGUAGUGACUGCCCUUCAGUCUUCUCCUUUUAGUGAGAGGCUGUCACGGUGGCCAUGGUGUUGUGAGAGGCUGCCAUGGUGUUGUGAGUGGCUGUCACGGUGGCCAUGGUGUUGCAGUAUUUAUGUGAAAUCCUAACCUCAUCCAUUCCCAAAUCUGUUCAUCAACUACCAGAUCACCUUUGCAGAAAGCCAUUGUAAGUUGCAUAUUUCAGAAAGAUUUUUUUUUCUAAAAAGGGAAGUAGUUUACUUACUCAUUUAAAGUUCUUUUUGUUUGUUUUUAAUUUUUUUUUUCGUUUUGGCCGGUUUUAUUAUCUCUCAUUUGUUAUGUAGAUAAUUAUUUUAAUUCAAGCAAAGGUUCAUUAUGGAGCCAGAUAAACCACACCCGCUGGGUGUUAAAUAUUGCAUAUUUUCAACUGGUUUUUCCAACUUUGAUUUCCAUGUAAUCUGCCCUCUUUUUGUCUGGCGUCUGGUUUUCUAGCAGUUGGCACACUUAGACAGGUGCACCUGCUCCAUUGCUUACAAAGUGUUUUUUCUUCACAUUCUUGCAAGCACGAUGUAAAGUCUCCAGUUAUCUUGGAAGCAUUUUGAAUACGAGGCCCGGAUCAGUCCUCCACUAGUUCAUUUGGGUUAUUACAACUUGAUUCCCCUCAGGAGAGAAGGGCAAGUGGUUUUAUGAAUAACAAAGCCAUCCUGGCCAUAUGGUUUAUAUAGCUGCAUCCAUGUCUCUGAGGAAAAUCUCAGGUGAUUCCCCCCACCCCACACACAUUUUAGUAUGCGUUAAAAAAUAAUAAUAUUGUUUGGUUUCCUCACUUCCCUUCGCCUAUUAUUAAAUGCCACGUGGAGCAGUUGAGGCAGGUUAGAAUGAGAAGAGUAAAGGCACUGGGUUCCUAUUGGACUCUUAACAAAGAGGCCUCGAUUAGCUUCCAGGGUCAGGCAUAGGCCACCCAAUGGGUGGGGGUGCAGGGUUCUCUGCCAGUCCAGCACCCAGUCGCAUGCUGUAGUGGGGGUUGGCAUUGGAAAACAGGCUUCUUCUCUUGCUUGUGAAGUAACCCUGGCCUGACCGUGCGACAGACAGCCCUUUUGAUUUUAGCUGAGCGAAGAGAGAGAGACUACGCAAAAGUCACAUUGGAGGUAAUAAGGGAGGAGGAAAAAUCUUUUGGGAAUUUCCAAGUUUCAGUUCAUUCUUGGUGUAGGGUUUCUGUUUUAAGUCAAUCAAGGAGGUCUUGAGAGUGUCAAACAGUAGCUUUUAUCACUCUGGAAAUUGUCGCCUUUGCAUGGAGAAUUAAAUUCAGGGACCACGAGUUUAGUGUGAAUGUCUGAUCUGAAGGGGCUGAGAUUUCUUAUCCCUUCCUUCCUUCCUUCCUUCCUUCCUUCCUUCCUUCCUUCCUUCCUUCCUUCCUUCCUUCCUCUCUCUCUUAUUUGUUUGGUUUUCUUUUGCUUUGAACGUUUCAUUUGGUCUGAGAAAAGCCUGAACAUUAGCGUAUGACUCUGAGGAGACUCGGGGCUGCCUGUGGCUGUUAGCAGACAGGCGGCUGGCUUUAGCAAUAGCCACUUUUGAUCGGUUGCAUUUGGUACAGAAUUUUGAAUGACGGUGAAAAUUGUUGUCUUUGCAAAGCACAAAACUAACCUGGAAAGGCGUUUCGGCUCAGGUAGCUACCCAGAAUGUGUGUGAUUGGUGUGUCUCCACUGUCUGCAGAGAAAGCAGCCGCCCAAACUACUAUUUACAUUCCCAGAUACUGAGAGCAAAUAGCUUUUCAUGGCCUUGCAUAUUUGGGGGCCCUUUUCUCUGUCCCGACCCCAGGUGUGGAUGGAACUGGAAAUGAGUCUUCUGUGAGCAAAGAGUCCUGGACACGGAGGAGUGUGGUUCACAACUGCGGUGGAACACAAAUAGAUUCCCAAGUCACUGCUGUGUGAGGACUGAGUGAGGUUCCCGAAAAAUUCUGACUGUCUUGAGUCCAUGUUAUCUUGAUUUUUUAAAUUGAUAGGGAAAAACCCCACAAACUGUCAAGAAAGUUAUAUGACAACUAACAACAUUGCACUUUCUGUAUAUGAAAUCAAUAUUUAAAUAACUUAUUUUUCUCCAUUGCUAUUCUUAAACAUUGUAAGUAGCUGUAAUAUACCAAUACCAAUACGUUCUUGCAAUUGCUUCAGCCCGAGAAAGCUGUGUAUUGUUUUAAAAUUGUAAAAAAAAAAAAAUAUUGUGAUGAUCCAUUUAAAAAAAAAAAAAACGGAAGGUAGACAGAAGGGUUUUCCUGUGUAUCAAAGCUUGUCUAUAAUUAUGUCACCUAUGUACCUAGGGGGAAAGGUAAAUAAAAUGUCGUCAUCGAA